Messenger RNA from Umbelopsis ramanniana AG, 1653 nucleotides. RefSeq lists its product as uncharacterized. Gene Ontology annotation, molecular function: xylosyltransferase activity; glucuronosyltransferase activity. The transcript is spliced from 4 exons. Gene Ontology annotation, biological process: protein O-linked glycosylation via mannose. The record is from RefSeq and is a predicted model, not a curated record. NCBI's taxonomy places the organism in Eukaryota, Fungi, Mucoromycota, Umbelopsidomycetes, Umbelopsidales, Umbelopsidaceae. The coding region runs from base 28 to 1566 and encodes 512 amino acids.
CUUUUGCCUCGACAUCUAAAACCUUAGAUGGUCAACCAUGUCUAUACUAGGUUAAGAUCACGGAUACGUAGAAGAUGGCGUGCAUGGUCAAGACAAAAGCCAACGUCAUUCACUACCUACAUUGCCGUCGCCGUGUUGACACUCUUUUUAUGGUCUAUGCUGCACGGCAGGUCUAAACAAGUGCACGAGCCACGCCCUAUCUCGCUGCAUGAUCAACCCAACUAUUCACCACCUACACAUCAGUCCUGCCAAGUGAAGAUAUGCAAUCCGUCUGGAGUCUGCUCGUUAUGGGGUCCGGGGUUUUACGACUGGAACCAACUCGCCGAUCACAGUGUUUACAGGGACGUCGCUUCGGUAGACGUAGAAUUUGGUUGUCAGGCUGUACUCCGAGUAGAAGAGACAGAGCAAGUUGAGUCGAUCACUGUUGGAAACGAAAGACUGACUUGUAACGAUGACUCUGUUGGCUUGGAUACGAAGUGCAGAAAUGUCAUCGAGAUCACGAUUGAAUCCAACUUAUAUAUAGCAGGUACUCAAGUCCGAGAUCACUUGAAUCGCCCAGCGACAAAAGAUACAGAGCUUGUAGUGACAUGGGAGGUCGUACAACAUAGCGAUCAAAAUUUGAACGACAUUACGCUUGUUUCUCAGUUCUCCGUCAAUAGACUUGAAAUAUUUGAAAGAGUACUGGAUGCUUGGUCUGGUCCCAUCUCCAUUUCCAUUUAUCUCACCCACCCUUCAGAUAUCGAAACUUUUAUUAAUUACUUUACCGACGAACGAAAACGCGAUUUGUACUCAAGAUGUACUAUCACCAUUGUAAAACCAAACUAUUCUUCAGACUUACGCCUCCGUUACCCUAUCAACCAUCUGCGAAACUUGGCCAUCGUCGCUUCUACUACCGACUACAUAUAUGUCAUUGAUGCCGACUUUGUACCUGGCAGAAGUUUAUAUCAACAUAGCCGCUCAAAAUUAUUACCACACCUUAAUAAGUCAAAAUUGGUGGCCAUGGUGGUGCCAUGUUUGGCCGUGACCGAGACCAGCUUGGAUUAUUUGCGUGUAGACACGGCCAGUGAUAUUCGUUCCCUGUUUCGACAGAACAAGGCAUUUAUUACUGACCCACGUGCUGGUCACGGUCCUACGCAUACUCGCCAGUUAGGGCUAUCCCACGCUCUCAAACCUGGCAACUACUAUGAAGUUUGUUACGAAUCGCAAUGGGAGCCCUACUAUAUUGUUCACAAAAGCGCCCCCCUUUACGAUGCUCGAUUCCGAAAUCAAGGAGGUGAUAAGCAGUCCCACGCUCUUAUGCUUAAUGCUCUAGGGUAUCGGUUCCUUGUUGCCAACAAUGUCUUUAUGGUGCACACUGAUCAUAGUGCCAUGGUUUGGCCAGGUGGCGGGCUUGCCAAAGCUCAAAAGGAAGAACGCCAGUGGACGUAUUUUGACGGGUUUAUGCGGGAGAUGGAACAGCUGUUUGGAAGGAACGUUAGAUGGCCUCGAGGAUGUAGUGCCAAAGCUAUUGGAUGGCAAGACCAGAGGCGUGAUGUACUAGGAUUGGCAGCUGGAUCAGCCAUGUAGACAUGCACGGACCAAUCAGCGGUGGGUGGCCGCAAAAAAGUGGCCAAUGUGAUUUCGAAUAAACUGACUGAAAACAAAAACAGUGCC